AUGCCCCCUAAAAGAAAGCGUGCCAACGAUGGGCAAAGCGCCGACGACGGCGCGCGCAACAAGCGAUUUGCGUAUCUGAAGCCCCAAGUUCGCCAGGUCUCGGAGAAAACCAUCAAAUCCAAAUGGUCUACCCUUCCCGAACCCGCUCAAGACAAGGUUAGGGAUAUGUUCCGGGCCCUUGAGCGCCCGGUCAUAGUGCGACACCAAAAUGAGCGCAAGCGCAUUGAAGCGCAAGCAGCCGUACAUGUUGUGGUUAAAAAUCUAGCGAAGCGAUUACCUAGAAUGCCAUUCCCGCCAAUUACCAAGGACUCGGUUUUCGAGUAUGAAGCGGCCCUGAAAGAACAUUCCUCCCUAGAGGCCAAUCUGGCCACGGUGAAGGAUAGCACGGAUCUUCUGAAAACCGAGGCCGACCGAGAAGACGCUUUACUUGCGAAGGAGAAAAAACAGCUCCAAGAGAUGGAAAAGAAUGCCAAGCGAGCGGAAAUGGAGAGGAAGCGACAGUUGAAAAACGAGCAUCCCGUGCUACGAAAACUUAAUGAGGCCCCUAGUACCGAGCACCGGAUACAGGCCGAUCUCAAAAUCGCUGCCGACAAGAACCCUCAGCUUACAUUUGAUGGGCUCGAGGAUGACCCUGAUACAUUCGACCUGUUGAAACAACUGAGUGGCCACCUGAACUCGAUCCAAAAUAACAUCGCUCCGCUUGACGGCCUUGCGGAUGCAAUCACACGAUCACAAAUCGCCUUGAGCUUGGCCUCUAUGUCAGAAGGCUGA
This is a messenger RNA of Aspergillus steynii IBT 23096, 771 nucleotides long. RefSeq lists its product as uncharacterized. Bases 1 to 771 code for a protein of 256 amino acids. NCBI's taxonomy places the organism in Eukaryota, Fungi, Ascomycota, Eurotiomycetes, Eurotiales, Aspergillaceae. The record is from RefSeq and is a predicted model, not a curated record. The transcript has 5 exons.